Molecule: messenger RNA, 1111 nt
Organism: Adelges cooleyi (spruce gall adelgid)
Lineage: Eukaryota; Metazoa; Arthropoda; Insecta; Hemiptera; Adelgidae
Exons: 5
Coding region: 95-862 (255 amino acids)
Source: RefSeq, a predicted model, not a curated record
GUCUUGCCAAAAAAGCACUGAAAAAAAAAAAAAGAAUAUUUCAAUGUUAGCGAUUUCGAUUUUUACUAGUAGUUGAAACUAUAUAGCUGGUGAUAUGUUAACUACUAAAUUUUUUCUUUUGAUUAUCCUAGCAGCGUACGUCACGUGUGCUCGCAAUAAUGAUGAUAAUAAAAAAGGAAAAUCUUGGAUUAUAAAUGGACUACGUAAGUGCGUUUGUGGUGAUAUAGACGAUGAACUAGAUAACCGAUGUGGGUCUCAAGAGCCCAUUAAAACAGAACUUGGAAUAAACCUUACAAAAAAAGAUGACGGACGAGAAUUCCAUUCAAUUUCAAGAAAAAAUAUGAAAUAUGAAUUGGAUGAUAUAACUGAUAUUGGUAAAAACAGCGGUUAUUUUACUAUAACUCCAAGUCAAAGAGAGGAUGACAGAAAACAAACAGAUAGUACUAGUGGAUAUUCACACCAUUUUGAUGAUCCAACCGUUACAGGCGGUGUACCAGACGAUCGACGUGGGUCUCAAGAGCCCAGUAAAACAGUACCAGGAAUAAACCAUACAGCAACAGGUGACGGACGAGAAUUCGAUUCUAGUUUAAUAAAAAAUACGAAGCAUGAGUUAGAUGAUGAUGUAGAUAGUGAAGACGAUUUUUACACGAUAAUUCCAAACCAAAGAGAGGAUUCUCAAGAGCCCAAUAAAACGUAUCAAAGAAAAAUUAUUACACCAACCGGUUUUGGACAACAAUUCGACUCAAGCUUAGGACUAUAUACGGAAUAUGAAUUGUACAAUAUAACUGAAGCAAGCGAAGAAGAUAGUGACAGCGAUUAUUCCACUGUAAACCAAAAUGAAAAAAAAAAGAAGAUCAUAUAAAACAAACGGAAAGUAGAUUAUUUUGGCGAUACAAUCGUUACAGGUUAUUGGGUGAUAAGUAAUAAUGAAUAUGUAAAAUUUAGCAAAAAAAAAACGAAGACAAUUUAAGCUCCGACAAAUGUAAAUUCAAAUACAGAAAGCAACAAAUCUACAUUAGAGAUAAAAAUUCAAAAUAUAUAAAUUAAUAAAUAAAACGUAUUGUAUUCCAAUAAAAUAAGAUAACAAUAAAAGAAAAUAUUAAUUACUGUA